UACGAGGGGAUCCCAGUCAUGUCUGGCCGUGGGAAGCAAGGCGGGAAAGUGCGGGCCAAGGCCAAGUCUCGCUCUUCUCGGGCUGGGCUGCAGUUCCCAGUCGGGCGUGUGCACCGGCUGCUGCGCAAGGGGAACUACGCGGAGCGAGUGGGAGCCGGCGCUCCGGUGUACCUGGCCGCGGUGAUGGAGUAUCUGACCGCUGAGAUCCUGGAGCUGGCUGGCAACGCCGCCCGGGACAACAAGAAAACCCGCAUCAUCCCCCGGCACUUGCAACUGGCCGUGCGCAACGACGAGGAGCUGAACAAGCUGCUCGGGGGAGUCACCAUCGCGCAGGGGGGCGUCCUGCCCAACAUCCAGGCGGUGCUGCUGCCCAAGAAAACCGAGAGCCACAAAGCCAAGGGCAAGUGAGCGCCGCUGCCAACCCCCAAAACCAAAGGCUCUUUUAAGAGCCACCCACAAUUUCAGAAAGGGCUUGGAAUUGCCACGUCAAGGGUGGGUGGGGAAAAUAAAAUAUUGCCGGUUGUUCUCUUACCGCCACAUCACAAACUUUUUCUGAGCCCUUGUCCUGGUCUUGCAUUAAUCAGAUUCCAGCUUUACACACAAGGGGCUAGGGAAAAAGUUGCCUGGUUUUUAUCUCGUUUCUCUCUCUUCCCCAGCACAAACUUUUUGUGACACCCUGUCCUGGUCUUGCACUAAUCUGAUCUCAGAGCCCCACACGUGGGUGAGUGGUUGCAACUGCUGU
Messenger RNA from Malaclemys terrapin pileata, 742 nucleotides. Its product is annotated as histone H2A.J-like. Bases 19 to 408 code for a protein of 129 amino acids. The transcript has a single exon. Lineage: Eukaryota; Metazoa; Chordata; Testudines; Emydidae. Gene Ontology annotation, cellular component: nucleosome. Gene Ontology annotation, molecular function: DNA binding; structural constituent of chromatin; protein heterodimerization activity. The record is from RefSeq and is a predicted model, not a curated record.